CUACACACAAAAUGAAGUCGCGCCUUUAUAACAAUUGCUAAUUGUUCGCUAAGUAAUAUAAAAAAAUAAUAAGAACGAAAUGGAUUAAAAAUUUUUUACUCCAUUGUAGAUACGCGUGCACGGUGAAUGCAAUGUUCUCAAAAAUAAUUGCUCUACAGUUUGCGGUGAGCAUGUUGGUGCUAUGUUCGAAUUUAUAUCGAAUAGCAACGACAUCGAGUUUUGUAGUUUUCAUUUCAUUGAUGAUAUAUAUGGGUGCUAUAUUGGCGCAAAUUUUUAUCUAUUGUUGGUUCGGAAACGAAGUCAAGACAAAAAGUCUUCAUUUGGCGAAUAACAUUUAUAACAAAGUGGAAUGGCCGGCACUUAGCAGUAGCUGCAAGAAAGAUCUUAUACUCAUUAUGAAGCGCUCAACAAUCCCCAUCGAAUUUAGUAGCAUGUACAUAUUAUCAUUAAAUCUUGACUCGUUUGUAGCUUUGCUUAAGAUGUCAUACUCGGCUUUCAACUUGCUGCAUCAAACACAAGAUUAG
Messenger RNA from Formica exsecta, 524 nucleotides. Its product is annotated as putative odorant receptor 92a. Gene Ontology annotation, molecular function: odorant binding; olfactory receptor activity. The transcript is spliced from 3 exons. The coding region runs from base 132 to 524 and encodes 130 amino acids. NCBI's taxonomy places the organism in Eukaryota, Metazoa, Arthropoda, Insecta, Hymenoptera, Formicidae. The record is from RefSeq and is a predicted model, not a curated record. Gene Ontology annotation, cellular component: plasma membrane. Gene Ontology annotation, biological process: sensory perception of smell; detection of chemical stimulus involved in sensory perception of smell.